Molecule: messenger RNA, 984 nt
Organism: Mangifera indica (mango)
Lineage: Eukaryota; Viridiplantae; Streptophyta; Magnoliopsida; Sapindales; Anacardiaceae
Product: zinc finger protein ZAT10-like
Exons: 1
Coding region: 84-803 (239 amino acids)
Biological process (GO): response to stress
Molecular function (GO): DNA-binding transcription factor activity
Source: RefSeq, a predicted model, not a curated record
CACACUUCACUCAACACACAACUUAUCUUUCUAAAUCUCCAUAUUCUCUCCUUUGCUUCAAUUUUAAAACCGCCGAUUUACAGAUGGCACUAGAAGCUCUAAACUCUCCCACCACAGCAACGCCGCCCUUUCAGUUUGAAGAAGUGAAUCUUCACUGUAUUGAGCCAUGGACUAAACGCAAGCGCUCUAAGCGUCCUCACAACCAUCCAACCGAAGAGGAGUAUCUGGCUCUCUGCCUCCUCAUGCUUGCUCGUGGAACCACCUCCGCCGCCUCCAUAGGCACCACUAGCACCGCCUCGCAGCGACACAAGUCUCCUUCUCAAGCUCCAUCUGUUGCUACAACGUCCUCUGACCAGAAGCUUGUCUUCAAGUGCAGUGUUUGCAACAAGGCCUUUUCUUCUUACCAAGCUCUGGGUGGACACAAGGCCAGUCACCGUAAAGGAUCUGGCGGCGACGAGCAGUCAACCUCCACCACCACCACCACCACCACCACCACACCCAACAACACCACUGGUAGGACUCACGAGUGUUCCAUCUGCCAUAAGUCCUUUCCCUCUGGUCAAGCCUUAGGUGGACAUAAACGCUGUCACUACGAAGGCGGCGAAAAAAGCGGAGUGACGUCAUCCGAAGGUGUGGGUUCUAGUACUACACACAGCCAAGUCAGUCACCGUGACUUUGACCUCAACCUGCCGGUAUUACCUGAAUUCUCCCCUGCCUUCUUCGUCUCCGGCGAUGACGAAGUGGAAAGUCCUCACCCAGCUAAAAAGUCUCGCCUCUUCUUGCCACCCAAGAUUGAAGUCUAGCAGAUCGAAUUACGACUUUUUCUUUUUCAUUUUUAGGAUAUUUAUUAAUUUAGAAAAUAUUUUAAUGUACGUCUGUCUUUCUGGUAACCAAUUAAUUUCAGUGAUAAUUUUUUUUAUGUACAUAGCACUUGAGAUUUCCUCACUUGCUUACUCAUGAUUCAACUAAUUUAUUUUUCUCCAA